Messenger RNA from Populus trichocarpa (black cottonwood), 1435 nucleotides. RefSeq lists its product as uncharacterized. Bases 321 to 1109 code for a protein of 262 amino acids. The record is from RefSeq and is a predicted model, not a curated record. NCBI's taxonomy places the organism in Eukaryota, Viridiplantae, Streptophyta, Magnoliopsida, Malpighiales, Salicaceae. The transcript is spliced from 7 exons.
UGAAAAAAAGAAAGCAAAGGCAGCAGCAACUGCUCUACUCGGAGCGUUGAAUGCCCAAAAUCCAGAGAGAUUCCAUUUUCUAACAACCAAAUUAUCCCCCAAUAAUAAUAAUAAUAAUAAUAAUAAUCAGCACCACUAUUCCAUUCCUCUGGUCUACCACCACCUGCAUGCUAAUUCAUAGCCAAUUGUCUUUGUAGAGAGACUGCGUGUUACCCUGUGUGCAUAAAUGGCAUAGAAAUAGAGAUAGAGACGCAGACACAGAGAGAGAAGCAGAGGCAGUGGUUUUUGUGUUAUCAGUUUGUUUCUUCGAUUGGUUGUUAAUGGUGAUGGCUGUUAGUGCAAAUAAUAAUAAUAAUGAUAAUAACAAUAACGACAGCAAUAAUCAGGAAGCCACGGCGUCUCAGAAACCUCCGUCAACGGCGAAUGGCGUUCCUGUGAAUUCGACCAACAACGGGGCUAGUCUUAGUAAUUCUAACAACCUUUCAACCGGAGACGCCGUGAAUUCCAAAACGCUGUCUUCUUUGAGGCACGAUCCUGGUAUUUCCGUCGAAUGGAGUCCCGAUGAACAGUCCAUUCUGGACGAUUUGCUCUCCAAGUAUGCAUCAGAAUCAAACUUGGUCCGGUAUGCUAAGAUUGCGAUGAAGUUAAAGGACAAAACGGUUCGAGAUGUGGCGCUGCGUUGCAGGUGGAUGACCAAAAAGGAAAAUGGGAAGAGAAGGAAAGAAGAUCAUUCGGCAAGGAAAAAUAAGGAUAGAAAGGAAAAGGCAACAGAUUCUUCAACAAAGUCAUCAUCUCACCUGACAACUCGUCCCAAUGGUCCUUCAUAUGCUCCAGUGAUCCCCAUAGACAUUGAUGAUGGGGUUUCUUACAAAGAUAUUGGUGGUGCAACAGGAGAACUUCUCGAGAAAAAUGCUCAAAUCUUGAGUCAAAUUUCUUCAAAUUUUUCAUCUAUUCAGGUACAUGAUAAUAUCAAUCUUCUAUGCAAAAGUCGGGAGAACAUCCUUGCUCUCUUGAAUGACUUAAAUGACAUGCCAGAGACAAUGAAGCAGAUGCCCCCGCUUCCAGUGAAGUUGAAUGAAGAGCUUGCCAGCAACAUCCUCCCCCCAUGAUUCAUGAGCUCGCUCUCUGGUUGCUGCCCUCAAGUCUGGAUCUUUCAGUCUGAUCUGAAUGUAUUAGUGACAUUCUGUAAUUUAGGUUGGCUGUUUCGAUUAUAUUAGAGAAGCCCGUUUCCCCCCCCAACAGACAAACGAAUGGCUAGCUGCGUAGGGGGAUUCUGACAGUACAAAUGAUUGAAAAACCAGUUACUUCGCAGGUUCAGUUAAUCUUUUUUCUCCCAGAAAAAGUAAUUUUAGCUAUCACAGAUACAGCAGCUUAUUUAUGAAGAAGCUCAAUUAUGUUUCUGAAACCAUUUAUAAGAAGAAAAGGUUUGGAUCAA